UUUUCAGCAAAUAUUGCGCCCAUGUUUUGAAGUGUCUAUCUGAAAUAAAAUUGUUACACAAAAUAUUUACAUCAAGUGCAGGGAAUAAUUAUAUGUAUGAUGGAACGGCCACCUGAACCCAAGAAGGACGAGCAGUGCCCACUACUGAAGGUGGAGAUUGGGAUGCCGGAGCCGGUCCGUCAGCCUACUGCGGUACCACAGAACUGGAGUGUUACUUGCGUGCCGAAGAAAUCUUGUCUGCAGCGAUGGCCUGAAAUCCUAUCAGCAUCUUGGAUGACCUUUAUUUUAUUGGGAAUGUCAUUUCUGCUAUUCAGCUCUUUAGGCAUGUCGGUGUACAAAAGACAACCACUUUUACUUAAAUACAACGAAGGAACGCCUGGCAGCAAUGUAUUCCUACACCACAUCGUCAACAAAGGAUGUCGUUUCCCGCUUGAAAUGUAUACGCAAUACCUGGAAUCUUUGGCUGUUACCUACCCAAACCUUCGCUUCAACGUGUUUUUCUUAGUGGACGAUGCCAUACGACAUCCUUAUUAUAUUCCAAGACAUGGGAGAUUACCUAGCAGAUGGUUUGGUUUUCCAAAUAAAGAUGUGUACGCUAAGCACUCCUGCAUAAAAGAAUUCGAAAAAAAGUAUACUAAUAUCAACAUCACUAUUAUGGCUCUGAACAAGUAUAUGGCAAUGACGCCACUGAGAUUCAAGUGGAGAGCUAUCCCGGUGUCGUAUUUAACGUUUUACGCUAGAGUAUUUUCUGUUUGGCAAUACGGUGGAAUCGGCAUGGACUUGACAACUUAUAACAAUCAAUUUAGUAAUGGUUUCCGCUUUGACCAACGUAUUUAUGAAAUUUUAAAGAAUCACAACAACGGGCUCCCGGUAGCAGAUUACAAUAUAAUGCUUCGUGCUAUAGAUGAUGACGAAGAAAACUCUUUCAAAUGCUUGAAGCAGAUAUUAAAUGAAACUCUGUCCAUGUUUAAUAGCAUUUUCUCGUUCGGGUUUCCAUCACAAACGGAGCCGUUGCCUUCUAAUGAAUCUAAUAAUACGCCGAUUACAAGAACGCAAAGAGCUAAGAGAAACGUCGCCUACAAUUUUUAUGAUAUUGUACCAUCUGAAACAUCCAACACGGCCGGAAAUAUGUUGACUGUUUCUAUGGCAAAUACGACUAUGGAGAAUGUAACUGAUAACUUAAAAGACAAUAGUACCAACAAUGUCUCAUUAAAGAGUGAAGUUUCUCAAGCAACCUCCGAAUCCACCUCCAAUGCCACGUCUACCGGGACCACGGUGCCGUUAAAACCAGGCUUUAACCCCCUCUAG
Molecule: messenger RNA, 1308 nt
Organism: Leguminivora glycinivorella
Lineage: Eukaryota; Metazoa; Arthropoda; Insecta; Lepidoptera; Tortricidae
Exons: 4
Coding region: 97-1308 (403 amino acids)
Source: RefSeq, a predicted model, not a curated record